This is a messenger RNA of Anastrepha ludens (Mexican fruit fly), 514 nucleotides long. Its product is annotated as putative nuclease HARBI1. The transcript is spliced from 2 exons. Bases 95 to 514 code for a protein of 139 amino acids. NCBI's taxonomy places the organism in Eukaryota, Metazoa, Arthropoda, Insecta, Diptera, Tephritidae. The record is from RefSeq and is a predicted model, not a curated record.
CUCCAUCUCUUCGCUCCAGCGUUUGUCUUCCGUAUUACGUUUUUUUGCAGAGGGUGGGUACCAGCAUGGAGUGGGAAAGGACUUUGACAUUCCCAUGGCUCAAUCCACAUUUUGUGGCGUAUUAAAAGACGUGUUACACACUCUUCAAUGUCACCUAUGUCCUCAGUGGGUGAAUCUGGAUUUAAGCAACGAAGAAAAAAGACAAGCAAAGAUGGACUUUUAUCAAAAAUAUGGAUUUCCUGGUGCGAUUUUAUGUGUAGACGGAACACACAUUAAAAUUGUUGCGCCAGCUAAGGACAAAUUCCUGUAUUUUAAUCGUAAAGGGUACUAUAGCAUCAAUGCUAUGAUUAUAUGCGAUAAUAAAAUGAGAAUUCGCUACGUGAAUGCGCAGUAUCCUGGCAGCAACCACGAUGCUCAUAUUUGGAACGUAAGCAGCGCGCGAAAUUUUUUUGAAAAUAAAUACCUAAACGGCGAACGAAACACUUGGCUUUUGGGUAUGUGCAUACACAUAUAG